Astyanax mexicanus (Mexican tetra) is the source of this 1531-nucleotide messenger RNA. RefSeq lists its product as uncharacterized. Lineage: Eukaryota; Metazoa; Chordata; Actinopteri; Characiformes; Acestrorhamphidae. The transcript is spliced from 2 exons. Bases 713 to 1531 code for a protein of 272 amino acids. The record is from RefSeq and is a predicted model, not a curated record.
AGAUUAGCUUUCACCGAUUUCCAGCGGAUCCAGAAGUCCGAGCUCAGUGGCUAAUAAAGAUCCGCAGGGAAAACUUCAGUCCUGUUGCUUGUACUCGCGUUUGUAGCAGGCAUUUCCAAACGGGUGAUUUCGCUGUGACAGCGGGGGGAAAGAGAACGCUCAACAGAGGAGCGGUGCCUUGUCUUUUUGCCUGGAACAGUUUUAGUAUACCUGCGCCGAGGCUUAACGUGUGGAAACGCCGGCCGAGAUGCCCUUCCCCAGCCAUAGCAGCGCCUGACUCCGACUCGGAGAUGGACGUGCAGUUAGCGCAAGAUCAUGAUUACUGCGUUACUCCAACCACAUCAGCAGUGACAGAUGCUUUAUCAGACGAGAACGAGGCUCUAAGGAGAAGAGUACAAGAACUUGAACACCGUCUUGAAACCUUACAGCUGCAGAGCCGUUUUGGGCUUCAUCGUCUUGCAGGAUCAGACGAAGACAUUCGUUUUUACACAAGGUUGGUCCAUGUUUUUUUUAAAUAAAAUUUGUCAGUUCUAUUUAUAUAUGUAUCCAGCUUAAUAAGAACGUAUGUGUGGAUGUAUUGUCAUGUCUUGUUCAUUAUUCACAGUAAUGUACAGUACAGUUAACAGUGAUUUAUCAUUUUAUUUUUAGAUUUGCAUCAUACAAGCAUCUCCAGGCCUUUUGGCACCUGGUGGAGCCUGCAGUGAAAACCAGGAUGGUCCGGAUCACCAGUUCCUGUGCUGCCUCUGCCAAUGUCAGUGAGCCAACUCAACAAAGAUCAACAAAACUCGCACCAAUAGAUGAACUGCUGCUGUUUCUGAUGCACCUGUCUGUGGGCCUACCUCUCAGGGAUCUUGCCAACCGCUUUGGUAUUCACCGCACCACAGCCAGCAGAAUUAUUGCAACAUGGACACACUUUCUGUACCAUCUACUUGGAUCUGUUCGCUUGUGGAUUCCAAAAGAAGAAGUGAAGGCUCACUUGCCACCCGAAUUUUCAGCAUUUCCUGACACACAAGUAGUGCUUGACUGCACAGAAAUUUUUUGCCAAACUCCCUCCUCGCUUGUUUUGCAGAGUGAGGUAUUCUCAACAUACAAAUCCCACACCACAUUCAAGGCCAUGAUUGGCAUUGCACCCCACGGUCCCAUCACCUUUGUGUCUGCAUUGUAUGCAGGCUCUUUGAGCGACCGGGAAAUCUUUAAACUGUCUGGAAUCACCAAACUCCUCACUGCUGACACAGCUAUUAUGGUGGACAAGGGUUUUCUCGUUGACAACCUUGUUCCAUGCAAGGUCUACCGACCUGCCUUUCUUUCAAACAGGAGCCAAAUGUGUAGAGAGGAUGUACAGCAGACCCAGUCCAUUGCCCGCUUGCAUGUUCAUGUCGAGAGGUGUAUCCGAAGGGUUAAAGAAAACAAGCUCUUUGACAAAGUCAUACCAUUGUCAGUGUGUGGAAGCAUUGAUCAAUUGUUUAGUGUGGCAUGCUUCCUGGUAAACUACCAAAACGGGCCACUGGUGAAAGCGUGGGCAGGCAAAUGA